Molecule: messenger RNA, 1341 nt
Organism: Sporothrix brasiliensis 5110
Lineage: Eukaryota; Fungi; Ascomycota; Sordariomycetes; Ophiostomatales; Ophiostomataceae
Product: GTP-binding protein
Exons: 4
Coding region: 1-1341 (446 amino acids)
Cellular component (GO): cytoplasm
Molecular function (GO): ATP hydrolysis activity; GTP binding
Source: RefSeq, a predicted model, not a curated record
AUGCCUCGCGACCCGCUCAUUGGGCUCGUCGGCAAACCGAGUGCCGGCAAAUCGAGCAUGCUCAAUUCGUUAACAGAUGCCACGUCCAAAGUUGGAAAUUUCCCCUUUACGACCAUCGACCCCCAACGAGCGGUCGGCUACCUCCAGGUCGACUGUGCCUGUGCCCGCUAUGGCGUCACAGAGCGCUGCAAACCCAACUACGGCGCGUGCACCAAUGGUCGCCGGUCCGUGCCCAUUGAGCUGCUCGACGUGGCCGGACUUGUCCCCGGUGCCCAUCAGGGCAAGGGUCUCGGCAACAAAUUCCUCGACGACCUACGCCACGCCGACGCGCUGAUCCAUGUCGUCGACGCCAGCGGUACUACGGACGCCGAGGGCAAGAACACACGGGGCUAUGACCCGUCCGUCGAUAUUGCGUGGCUGCGGUCCGAGAUCGUGCAGUGGAUCAAGGGCAACCUGGUGGAGCGAUGGCCGGCUAUCCGGCGGCGGCACAUUGCCGCAAAACAAACGGCUGUCGAGACGAUGCAGAACCAAAUGUCCGGGUACGGCAGCACGGCCAAGCUGAUGGCGCGGACGCUGGACCGGCUGGCGCUCAAGGAGCCGCUGGAGGCGUGGGACGAUGCGCUGCUGGACCGCGUGGUCAAUGCGUUCACGGACGACAAGUUCCCGACCGUCAUUGCGCUCAACAAGAUCGACCACCCGGAUUCGGACCGCAACAUUGCCAAGAUCACCAAGAUGAUGCAGAACGAGUCUGACAAGAUCGUGCUGUGCUCCGCUGUGUCCGAAAUCUUCUUGCGCAAACUGGCCAAGCAAGGGUACCUAAAGUACACCGAGGGCGGCGAGUUUGUAGACACGCGCGAGGACCUGAUUGCCGACGGCGACCCGGAGGGCGGCAACCUCAAGGAGAUGGAUGAAAAGAACUUGCGGCGCAUCAACAAUCUGCGUGAUAUGGUCAUCUACCGUUUCGGAUCGACGGGCGUCGUGCAGGCCCUCUCGCGGGCGGCGGACGUGCUGAACCUGAUCCCCGUGUUCCCGGUGCGCAGCAUUGCCGCCCUUACUAUGGCACAGGCCAGCGCUGCCGCCGCCGCCGGGUCAGCAGAUCCGACAAUGGGCGGCCCGCCACCACUAUCGGCCGCAGAGGCGGCAAAACCGCUCUUCCGAGACUGUGUUCUGGUCAAGAAGGGCAGUACCGUGGCCGAAGUGGCGCGCAAGUGCAUGGGUGAUGCGCCAAUAGCCUACGUUGAGGGUGCUGCAGGCACACGCGUGGCUGAAGAUGACACCGUGGAUGUCGGCAAGAACGAUGUUAGUAUUUACAUCUUAUGCUUCAAGGUUGGCCGCAUGUAA